CACCUAGGGUUAUUUAGAGUUAUCCUUUCCAACGGUGCACAUACCUAAAAUAGUGAAUUCACGAAGGUGAAAUUUGAUAUUCUACCCAUCAGCAGCAUGAGAGACAAGCUACUCAUGCGUAUCCCCAGAUCAAAUCGGGAUCAUCCGCCAAAUUCACGAGUGGAGAGGAAAUUCGAUCCGACCUGAAUAGUGCAUUUAUUUUGUAAACAGCUGUUGAUGAUUGCUUGUACUUCCUGAGACUGAGAGGUUAAAAUAUGUCGGAAGACACAGGUGGCCUGAACCCCCAGCAGAAGAGGUUAUUGGAGGGUCUGUACCAGUUCUACCGAGAGGGACAGCUGACUGACGUGACACUAGAUGUAGAGGGACAACAGUUUGCCUGUAACAGAAACAUACUGGCAGCUAGCAGCCCCUUCUUUAAAGCCAUGUUUACCAGUGAUGUCAAGGAAAGUACAGACAAUGUGGUACCUAUACAUGGUAUAAGUAAGGAUGCGAUGGAGUCCCUUCUGGACUAUAUGUACAGUGGGCGGCUCAAUCUGACCAAUGAAAAUGUCCAGAAUGUCUUCUCUGCAUCUAACUUCUUAGAGAUGUUGGAGGUGGUUGAUAUGUGUAUUGAACACAUCUCUGGAGCGCUCACUCUAUCUAACUGUCUGGAUGUCUUCUUCUUUGCUGUGUACAACUACUGCGAAAAAUUAAAACUGAAAAGUGGAAAUUUUAUUCUGAAGAAAUUUCCAGAGCUGGCAGAGACUGAGGAAUUCCUGUCUAAAAUUGAGGUGACUGAUUUGAUCUGGUUCCUAUCUUCAGAUGACAUUUAUGUUGACAGAGAGGAAUAUAUUUUUGAGUACAUACUGAAAUGGAUUGAGUUUGACCCAGAAUCAAGAAGAAGACAUUUUCCCAAACUUUUCAAAUGCCUAAGACUACCUCUAAUCAAUGAUGAAUAUUUUGAGGAGAAAGUUGCCAGUCAUUCGUUGGUUCAGGAGAACAGUUUCUGUCGCGGACUUCUGACCUCGUUCAGUCUCUUCAAAAUACAACAAGCUCACCUGUUGGAGGUGGAUGAGGAUUCGCCAUUUGCUAAUCCAGUACCACGGCUAGGAAUGUACAACCGUAAACUCAUAAUCUACUCAGGAGGAGCUUACACGGCUGAGGAGCGAUCAUUUACAGCUUUUGAUCCAGUUACAAAGAAGAAUUACUACGGGAUCAAACCUCAUCCAUCUUUUGAUUUCAAAUUCAGAAUUGAUUACUUUUCACUGGUGACAACUGAUAACAACAACAUUUACUUUAUUGGAGGCAUAUUUUAUGAAAAUUACCACUUUUCAGAUACUGGACAAGCUGUGAAAGAUUUCCUCUUAUAUGACGAGAAGGAAUCCAAGUGGUUGGCCCAGAAACCAAUGGGAGUGGCCAGAUGUCAGUUUGCCGCUUGUAACUAUGGAGACGAAGUCUACGUCUGCGGUGGAAAAUCUUUUCAUCCGGUAGGAGAACCUACGGAUUCUGUGGAAGUUUUUGAUCCAGAAAUUAACUUCUGGACGGUCAUGGAGCCGAUGCCUAUGGCCCUAUACCAGCAUUCAAUCUGCUGUCACAACAAGGCCUUGUUUGUGUUCGGUGGUAAGGAUGUUGUAGAUGAACACGUGGACAAUGUAUUCCGAUUUGACAUUCCUACAAAUUCCUGGUGCGUAGUUCGUACCAAUAUGCUUAAGCCUCGAUCAGAACAUAUGUCACUGCCAGUAAGUGGUAAGAUCUACAUUGUGGGUGGUGGAUCCAGGCAUUCUAAUGCAGUAGAGGUGGAGAUUUAUGAUCCGGCCACCAACAGAUGGACCUAUGGAACUGACUUUGUGGAGGAGAGAAAAAUAUUGGCUGGUUGUGUAUUUGAUGGACAGAUUUAUACUACUGGGGGUGUACGACAGUUCAGCCGACCUCAGAAACCCACCAGAACUGUGGAGACUAAGGACUUCUACAGGUACGACGUACACACCAACCAGUGGCAGAAACUGGUCCGCUUUAUACAGUACGCCAACACACAGUGCUGCACCGUGGCAACCCUCAACAUCAAAUUCCUCCAUGAAAGUGACUUUAUCAGUGUUGGGGAGGGUAUUGAACUAAAUGAACAUUAAGGUUACUAUACAAAGGCAUAAGACUAUGUUAAAUUGAACAUCUUCUUAGAUAUGAACAAUUGUUUGGGAGGAAACUUUGACUGUUUAUUUGAACUUCUAUAAUUAGUUUUACCAGAAUAGGACAUGCUUUUAUAAAAAGAAAAAAACAGGCUUGAUAAAAAAUUUUGAUGUGUUGGCAUAGAUCUGCAGAUGUUUCAAAUACAUUUGUUAAAGGUGUAGAUAAUGGUCUGUUUACAAUAUUGUUUCAUUGUAUCAACUGUCUUCCUGGAA
Messenger RNA from Saccostrea cuccullata (small rock oyster), 2375 nucleotides. Its product is annotated as kelch-like protein 40a. Gene Ontology annotation, molecular function: protein binding. The transcript is spliced from 4 exons. NCBI's taxonomy places the organism in Eukaryota, Metazoa, Mollusca, Bivalvia, Ostreida, Ostreidae. The coding region runs from base 255 to 2105 and encodes 616 amino acids. The record is from RefSeq and is a predicted model, not a curated record.